Aspergillus pseudotamarii is the source of this 2007-nucleotide messenger RNA. RefSeq names its product ankyrin repeat domain-containing protein. The record is from RefSeq and is a predicted model, not a curated record. Gene Ontology annotation, molecular function: protein binding. Bases 1 to 2007 code for a protein of 668 amino acids. The transcript has 2 exons. Lineage: Eukaryota; Fungi; Ascomycota; Eurotiomycetes; Eurotiales; Aspergillaceae.
AUGAGCCCUGACUAUAGCACAGAGGAUGCCAAUGCUAUCGUGGAGUUGGCUAAUACAGUGCAGAAGCACAAUAUCGACGUACCAGAGCGAUACAAAACUAUUUUGUACAAUGUCAAAGGACUGCAUAAUCAGUUGCGCGAGGUUGAAGAUGGGGAUUCCGAUGACUCUUUAGGGGAGCAAACCUUGAACAAUAUCACUAAAGGUUGUCAUGAUCUACUACAGGAGCUGAACGCAUAUCUGGGUUAUUUAUCUGCGAAGAAAGCUCUGUCAAAACAAAAUGAAGGAGGGUCCGUUGAUAUUAAGACUACAAUUGGUGAAACCGUCCUUCUACUUGCAGCGAAGCAAGGAUUUAAAGAAAUUGUCCGGUUCCUCCUCGACCAAGGAGUCUCUCCUGACCUCAGAGACAGAGCGGGGAGGACAGCCCUCCAUCAUGCAGUGGCAAUGGACCAUACCGAAAUAGUGACGAUGCUUCUCAAGGCCGGAGGUGACAUAGAGACAACAGACCUGGCGGACCAUAUCCCACUGAUGUUCGCAGCACCCUGCGGAAAUGACAAGGAGAACAGGUCGGGCCACACACCUCUGAUUUCUGCAAUAGAAGCCGGAAAUAAGGCGAUGGUCGAGCUGCUUCUGGAAGCGGGUGCCGACCCGGACCAUUACACGGAUGAUUAUGUCCCAUUGAUCUCUGCAAUAAGGACGCCCAAGAUGGAAAUCUUUAAAUUUUUGUUUGACAAAGUCUCUGAUAUAGAUCAUGUUGAUGGAAGGGGUGAAACCCCGCUGAUGCAUGCUGCAUGUUGGCACAAUAGGAUGGGAGAGCUCCUCCUGGAGCGAGGAGCAAGAUUGGACGUUGAGAACAAUUACGGUGAAACUGCGAUGUCCAUUGCUUCGCGGCGUGCAAAUGAACCAUUGCUUAGAUUGCUCCUAGAGAAGAUACCUGGUCAGGAGUAUGUUAAUGCGAAGGGUCAGGGUUUACUGCAUUUUGCUGCAGGAAGCGACCUAGAAGGUGGGGAUGAGGCCAUGGUCCGCUUUCUUCUGGCGAGGGAGGGAUUAACUCACGACCGGAAAGUCGUGGAUGCUCAAAGCGGGUUGCACGGCGCCGCAUGGAGGGGGUAUACGACCAUACUGGACAUACUGCUUGGGAUAGACGGGGUGGAUGUCGACGGAAAGGAUGAGGAUGGCUACACGGCGCUCUGGCUGGCUGUUCGAUGGGGGAGGGAGGAUGCCGUCGAGCUCCUUCUCGAUAAAUACGGAGCAAAUCUCGAGAUUCCUAACGGCGAGAUGGAAUGGACGGCAUUUCAAGCAGCUAUCUAUUAUGAAAAGCCGGAAACUGCGCGGAUGCUCCUGGCGAGGGGCGCUAAUCCAAACAGCAGGGACCGCCACGGUCGAACUCCCCUAUCCUGGGCGGUAAAUAUCGAAUGGGAUGAUUGCCAUGAUGGUAUUGGUUCAACCAUGGUGCCGUUGCUUCUUGAAACGGAUGGCGUGGAUGUCAACAGCCAAGAUAAGAUGGGUCGCACUCCCCUGCUAUGGGCUCUCUUAUCCGUCAUAUAUCUGGUGCAUGCCCCAGAGAAAGCGAGCAUAUACGAGGACGGCGUUCAGCUCCUUCUUGAGAAGGGUGCCAGAGUUGACAGACGCGAUGAUUCUGGGAGGACCCCUAUAUUCUACGCGGCGAUGGUGAAACGUGCCGCACUGGUCCAAAUGUUCUUGGAUAAGGGCGCGGAGCCAGACUGCAAGGACGCUGACGGUAGAACACCGCUUUCUUAUGCAGUGGAACCAUUCAAUGUUACUUGGCUUGCGGAGUACAAAGAUGAAAGUGAGGAUGAAUGGGAGCCCGAGUGGUCAGGUGACCAGUUAGGCAAGGUCGUUCAAGCUCUUCUUGCCAAAGGAGCGGACCCACUUUGUCAAGAUACAAAAGGCCUAACACCACUUUCACGCGCAGAAAAGAAGCUUGAGAAAGGGAAUGAAAUUUUGGUUCUGUUCAGGGACGCCUCCGGUCGAGGUUCAGGCUUGUAA